Molecule: messenger RNA, 1975 nt
Organism: Trachemys scripta elegans
Lineage: Eukaryota; Metazoa; Chordata; Testudines; Emydidae
Gene: SP8
Product: Sp8 transcription factor
Exons: 2
Coding region: 551-1975 (474 amino acids)
Biological process (GO): regulation of transcription by RNA polymerase II
Molecular function (GO): DNA-binding transcription factor activity, RNA polymerase II-specific; RNA polymerase II cis-regulatory region sequence-specific DNA binding
Source: RefSeq, a predicted model, not a curated record
UCAUUGUAUUGCACACCUCUAAAAAAAACACUGCCUCUGAUUUAUCAAUAUAAAAAAGAUCCUCUGAGAGGAGGGCACUUUUGUGUGAUGGCAACUUCACUUCUAGGGGUGAGUCUAAGGAUUUUUUCUCUUGCUGGUUUAAUUAGUUUCUUUUUAUUGUCGAUUGGAGGGGGUUAAAAUAGCCCCAGUCUUGACCAGGGCUAUCAGUCUCCUCUAUUGAGUUUUUUUUUUCUUAAGUACAAGUGAGUUUAGGAGAAAAGAAAGAGGGGGGGGGGGGGGAAGGGGCCAGAGUCACUUUUCAGUGUGCAGGAAAAGGUUUUAAGGGCAUUUGUAGAAGCAACCUACAGCGCCCGGGCUGUGCUGUUCCUGUAUCCCCGGUGAAGUGUCCUCUCUUCUUUACAUGUGACUGCUGGAGGAAAAAAGCAGCACUUUCUCCGUCCGUGUGCAAUUGCUAAUUUGCAACAGAUUGUGGUUUUCUUUUUCCCUUUAACAUUUUUCAGCCCGUCGCGUCCAGCAGGAAGAACCGAGGUUAGGCUCGACUCCUUUGGCCAUGCUCGCCGCCACCUGCAAUAAGAUCGGCAGCCCCAGCCCGUCUCCCUCGUCCCUCUCAGACAGCGCGUCCUCCUUCGGCAAAGGCUUCCACCCCUGGAAACGCUCUUCCUCCUCCUCGGGCAGCUGCAACGUGGUGGGCUCCAGCCUGUCGGGCUUCGGGGUGGCGGGCGCUUCUCGGAACGGCUCCUCGGCGGCUGCGGCGGCAGCGGCUGCUGCGGCAGCGGCGGCCGCCCUGGUCUCGGACUCCUUCAGCUGCGGCGGCUCGCCGGGCUCCAGCGCCUUCUCGCUGACCUCCAGCAGCGCGGCCGCCGCCAGCUCGCCCUUCGCCAAUGACUACUCCGUCUUCCAGGCGCCCGUGAGCUCCGGGGGCGGCGGCGGCGGAGGCGGCGGGGGCUCGUCCCAGGAGGCGGCCGCGCACCAGCCCGUCUUCCUCUCCAAGGUGCACACGUCGGUGGACGGGCUGCAGGGCAUCUACCCGCGCGUGGGCAUGGCGCACCCCUACGAGUCCUGGUUCAAGCCCUCGCACCCGGGGCUGGGCGCCGGCGAGGUGGGCUCGGCCGGCGCCUCCAGCUGGUGGGACGUGGGCGCCGGCUGGAUCGACGUGCAGAACCCCAGCGGGGCGGCGGCGCUGCAGGGCUCCCUGCACCCGGCCGCCGGGGGGCUCCAGACCUCGCUGCACUCGCCGCUGGGCGGCUACAACUCGGAUUACUCGGGCCUGGGCCACUCGGCCUUCAGCAGCGGCGCCUCCUCGCACCUGCUCAGCCCCGCCGGGCAGCACCUCAUGGACGGAUUUAAGCCCGUGCUGCCCGGCUCCUACCCGGACUCGGCCCCCUCGCCGCUGGCCGGCGCCGGGGGCUCCAUGCUGAGCGGGGGCCCCGCCGCGCCGCUGGGGGGCUCGCCCCGCUCCUCAGCUCGCCGCUACUCCGGCCGGGCCACCUGCGACUGCCCCAACUGCCAGGAGGCGGAGCGGUUGGGGCCGGCCGGGGCCAGCCUGCGGCGCAAGGGGCUGCACAGCUGCCACAUCCCGGGCUGCGGCAAGGUCUACGGCAAGACGUCGCACCUGAAGGCGCAUCUGCGCUGGCACACGGGCGAGCGGCCCUUCGUCUGCAACUGGCUCUUCUGCGGCAAGCGCUUCACCCGCUCGGACGAGCUGCAGCGGCACCUGCGGACCCACACGGGCGAGAAGCGCUUCGCCUGCCCCGUCUGCAACAAGCGCUUCAUGCGCAGCGACCACCUCAGCAAGCACGUGAAGACCCACAGCGGCGGCGGCGGCGGAGGGGGUGGUGGCGGGGGCGGCUCCGGCAGCGGGGGCAAGAAGGGCAGCGACACAGAUAGCGAGCACAGCGCGGCGGGCAGCCCGCCCUGCCACUCCCCGGAGCUGCUGCAGCCGCCGGAGCCCGGCCACAGGAACGGCCUGGAGUGA